This is a messenger RNA of Mesoplodon densirostris (Blainville's beaked whale), 1923 nucleotides long. It is a transcript of the gene LRRC4C, whose product is annotated as leucine rich repeat containing 4C. Gene Ontology annotation, biological process: synaptic membrane adhesion; regulation of axonogenesis; modulation of chemical synaptic transmission. Gene Ontology annotation, molecular function: cell-cell adhesion mediator activity. The record is from RefSeq and is a predicted model, not a curated record. The transcript has a single exon. NCBI's taxonomy places the organism in Eukaryota, Metazoa, Chordata, Mammalia, Artiodactyla, Ziphiidae. Bases 1 to 1923 code for a protein of 640 amino acids. Gene Ontology annotation, cellular component: plasma membrane; glutamatergic synapse; postsynaptic density membrane.
AUGUUGAACAAGAUGACCUUACAUCCACAGCAGAUAAUGAUAGGUCCUAGGUUUAACAGGGCCUUAUUUGACCCCCUGCUUGUGGUGCUGCUGGCUCUUCAACUUCUUGUGGUGGCUGGUCUGGUGCGGGCUCAAACCUGCCCUUCUGUCUGCUCCUGCAGCAACCAGUUCAGCAAGGUGAUUUGCGUUCGGAAAAACCUACGUGAGGUUCCAGAUGGCAUCUCCACCAACACCCGGCUGCUGAACCUCCAUGAGAACCAAAUCCAGAUCAUCAAAGUGAAUAGCUUCAAACACUUGAGGCACCUGGAAAUCCUACAGUUGAGUAGGAAUCAUAUCAGAACAAUUGAAAUUGGGGCCUUCAAUGGUCUGGCAAACCUCAACACCCUGGAACUCUUUGACAAUCGUCUUACGACCAUCCCAAAUGGAGCUUUUGUAUAUUUGUCUAAACUGAAGGAACUCUGGUUGCGAAACAACCCCAUUGAAAGCAUCCCUUCUUAUGCUUUUAACAGAAUCCCUUCUUUGCGCCGGCUAGACUUAGGGGAAUUAAAAAGGCUUUCAUAUAUCUCAGAAGGUGCCUUUGAAGGUCUGUCCAACUUGAGGUAUUUGAACCUUGCUAUGUGCAACCUCCGAGAAAUCCCUAACCUCACGCCGCUCAUAAAACUAGAUGAGCUGGAUCUUUCUGGGAAUCAUCUGUCUGCCAUCAGGCCUGGCUCUUUCCAGGGGUUGAUGCACCUUCAAAAACUGUGGAUGAUACAGUCCCAGAUUCAAGUGAUUGAACGGAAUGCCUUUGAUAACCUUCAGUCACUGGUGGAGAUCAACCUGGCACACAACAAUCUAACAUUACUGCCUCAUGACCUCUUCACACCCUUGCAUCAUCUAGAACGGAUACACUUACAUCACAACCCCUGGAACUGUAACUGUGACAUACUGUGGCUCAGCUGGUGGAUAAAAGACAUGGCCCCCUCCAACACAGCUUGCUGUGCCCGGUGUAACACCCCUCCCAAUCUGAAAGGGAGGUACAUUGGGGAGCUUGACCAGAAUUAUUUCACAUGCUAUGCACCUGUCAUUGUGGAGCCCCCAGCAGACCUCAAUGUCACUGAAGGCAUGGCAGCUGAGCUGAAAUGUCGGGCCUCCACGUCCCUGACUUCUGUAUCUUGGAUUACUCCUAACGGAACAGUCAUGACACAUGGGGCAUACAAAGUGCGGAUAGCCGUGCUCAGUGAUGGCACGUUAAACUUCACGAAUGUAACUGUGCAAGAUACAGGCAUGUACACAUGUAUGGUGAGUAAUUCUGUUGGAAAUACCACUGCUUCGGCCACCCUGAAUGUUACUGCAGCAAACACUACUCCCUUCUCGUACUUUUCAACCGUCACAGUAGAGACUAUGGAACCUUCUCAGGAUGAGGCAAGGACCACAGAUAACAAUGUGGGUCCCACUCCAGUGAUUGACUGGGAGACCACCAAUGUGACCACUUAUCUCACCCCACAGAGCACAAGGUCAACAGAAAAAACAUUCACCAUCCCUGUGACUGAUAUAAACAGUGGGAUCCCAGGAAUCGAUGAAGUCAUGAAGACUACCAAAAUCAUCAUUGGCUGUUUUGUGGCCAUCACACUCAUGGCUGCAGUGAUGCUGGUCAUUUUCUACAAGAUGAGGAAGCAGCACCAUAGGCAAAACCAUCAUGCCCCAACGAGGACUGUUGAAAUUAUUAAUGUGGAUGAUGAGAUUACAGGAGACACACCCAUGGAAAGCCACCUGCCCAUGCCUGCUAUUGAGCAUGAGCACCUAAACCACUACAACUCUUACAAAUCUCCCUUCAACCACACCACAACAGUUAACACAAUAAAUUCAAUACACAGUUCAGUGCAUGAACCGUUAUUGAUCCGAAUGAACUCUAAAGACAAUGUCCAAGAGACUCAAAUCUAA